AAAUAUCAGAUACGAACAUAAUUAUUUUAUAUGUAACCGAGCAUUAAUCAAUCAAUUUAUAGGUCCACGUGCUUAUGUUAAGGUGUAUGGAUAGAUCUUUGCCAGCUCAAGCACGCUUAGCUGAACGGAACGGGGUAUUUCACGACACAGAUUACUGGGCUAGCUGGAUAACUGCGCUAAAACCCGGAACAGCUCCUUUUAUUUCAGUUCAUGUUUUAGAUUUGAGAGGGUUCCGGGUUUAUUCGGUGCAAUUACCAAGCAAACUCGGUAACCCUCUUUCGUGAAAGAUCCCCCUGAUCUAAACCGAACAGAAAGCAGAGUCGUGUUGAAUGAUUCCACCCACUGAAGUAUUGAUCUGUUCACAAAACCAACGUUUGGGAACUGAACUAUUCUGUAGCCCACCGUCCCAGUAAUACGAGCUGAGCUGUAUUAUCGUAGGCACUGCACAAGGCGCUGAUGGGUACGAAUAAUUGUAGUGCUCUCACGCCUAUUAUUUCAUAGUUUCUUUUCUCUGCGUAAACAACAUUUCAACCGCCUUCAGUUAAUACGUGACAAGUAUACACCAAUUAUCGACGAAUGCGUGUCGGCGGCGAGGAGAAAAGAAACAUCAACCUCAACUGUCUUUACGGCAUUCCAUUUAGUAGAAGCACAAGGAAGCAGAGAAGCUGUUGUAGCGAAUCCAAAAGCCAGUCUCUGUGAAUCGAAAACAUUUGAAACUAGGUGUGAUUUGUUCAGCUACUUCGUAAAACACAAAAUAGCUUCUAAUUCGCAGGUUUACAUUCAGGAUUUUGCUAUAAAGUUCGUGCUGGGUAUUUCCGACCAACACUUCCGAAAGCUUUGUUGCUUACCUGUAGCCGAUAGUAUUGCGUGAACGUUCGCCUGCUUACCUGUGCUCAUUUGUCACUUGGAAGAGAAAGUAAACUUCUGGGUAUUUCGUACCCAUAUGAGACUGAGAUGACGACAUUUUGAAACAGGGUUACACAUCAGGCUCUGCAAUAAGAACUCUGAUUUGCACCACAAAUUCUAAAGGUGCCUGAUGGUGAGCCCGGAGGUGAAGAGUAAUGCUGACGGUUCUCUGCAAGGGCCAGAAUGAAUGUGACCAAUGGCAACACAGCAUCAGAGGAGGGCGGGGCCAGUGGGGGGGGCUACGUCUUGUUCAUCUACCCCAGACUUCAGGGGCACACGGCAGGCUGCUGCAAGCUGGUGGUCCCCCGGGGUGCGACAGCGAUCAGUGUGGUGCAGGAUGCUGUGGCAACGCUGGGGGUAGGCGGGGGGAAGCUGCAUGAGCUGGUGGAGGUGAGGGAGGUGGGCGGAGUGCAGCAUGUGCUGGAAGGGGCAGACUGCCCUGUGGAGAGGGUCCUCCUGUGGCCCCCCCACGCCCAGCAGCCACACCCCCAGAGUCAGGGGUACUACUUCCACCUGCAGGAGCGCAGCCAUGGCAACAGUGACCAUGGCGACUGCCCCCUCUCAGAGGAGGGCAUCGACAACCUGUGCGACCUGCCCAUCCUGACCGAGGCUAGCAUCCUGGCCAACCUGCGAACCCGUUUCCACAGCAACCAGAUCUACACCUACGCCGGCGGCGUCCUGCUGGCUGUUAACCCCUUCAGGUUCCUGCCGGUGUACAACCCCAAGUACGUGAAGCUGUACGACGGGCACCGGCCCGGGCAGCUGGCACCCCACGUGUUCGCCGUGGCGGACCUGGCCUUCUACAGCAUGCUGCGCCAGGGCGCCAGCCAGUGCGUCGUCCUCACCGGGGAGAGCGGCUCCGGGAAGACACAGAGCGCCAACUUCCUGCUCCACUGCCUGACCGCGCUCAGCCGCAAGGGCUACGCCAAUGGCGUGGAGCGCACCGUCCUGGGGGCGGGGCCUGUGCUGGAGGCAUUUGGCAAUGCAAAGACGGCUCAAAAUGACAACUCCAGCCGCUUUGGGAAGCUGAUCCAGGCACACUACCUGGAGAGUGGAGUAGUACGAGGGGCAUUGCUUCACAGAUACCUGCUGGAGAAGAGUCGUGUCGUCUCCAGGGAGCCCUGCGAAAGGAAUUACCACGUGUUCUACUACAUGUUAGCUGGGGCGUCAGAGGAGGAGAGGCGGGAACUCAAGCUUCUACAGCCACAAGAUUACCUGUAUCUCACCCAGGUGUCCCCUGUACAGGACUCAUGUCUGGCUUCAGAGUAUAACAGGCUGCAGCAGGCUAUGGAGAUGGUGGGAUUCCUCCCUCCCACCAGGAGACAGAUUUUCUCAGUGCUGUCGGCCAUCUUGUACCUGGGCAACCUGACUUACACCUGCAGAGAAACCGACACAGACCAGGGGCUGGAGGUGGGGCCAGGGGAGGCCCUCAACACACUGUCCCGCCUCCUGCAGGUAAAACAGGAAAUGCUGGUGGAGGUGCUGACUAAGAGGAAAAUACUGAAGGCCAAAAACACACUCAGCUUUCCCUACAGCCAGAGCGAGGCCAUUGCUGUUCGUGACUCUAUGGCAAAGGCUCUAUAUAGCGCCUUGUUUGACAGGAUCAUCCUUCGCAUCAACCACUCCCUGCUCAACAGGAAAGACAUCACGGACCCUGCAUUGUUUGAGCACCAGUGUUUGUUCAUUGGAAUCCUGGACCUGUUUGGAUUUGAGAAGUGCAGAGCCAAUGGUUUCGAGCAGUUCUGUAUUAACUACGCCAGUGAGCUGCUGCAGUACUACUUCAACCAACACAUCUUUGAGCUGGAGCAGGAGGAGUACCAGACAGAAGGACUUACCUGGCAGACCAUCAACUACAGGGACAACAGUGGCUGCAUCCACCUGUUCAACAGUCAGCCCCAUGGCCUGAUCCACCUGCUGUAUGAGGAGAACAGCUCUCCUCAGGCCACAGAUAGAACCCUCCUGGACAGAUUUGAGCAGGAACACCAUGGCAACCCCUUCUUCUGGGCCACGCCCACGGGAGAGCUAGCGUUCGUCAUCCAGCACUUCCCCGGAAAAGUGAAAUACCAGAUCAAGGAUUUCCGGGUGAAGGAUGCGGACCGUGUCCCGGCGGGUGUGAUCGCACUGCUGAAGCACAGUGACCGGGCGUUUGUGAGGUCACUGGUGAGGACCGAUCCCGUGGCCGUGUUCCGCUGGGGCGUGGUCCGAGCCAUCGUCCGCAUCAUCGCUGCCUUUAAGCAGGCUGGCCUCCGCCUGGCUAAUAGGAAUGCAGGUCAGAGGUGGCGCGGGUCUCGGACUCCGAUUGGGCAGCUGCGGAGGAAGUCCAGCACCAUGGUGGAGCAGUUACAGAGCCGCCGCUCUCUGCUGGAAUUUUCCUUCGACCGGUCUGAGGAUCACCCUCUGGAGAUCAUGGAGGACAUCUUCGCCAGCUAUGAGAGGAGGAAGAAGAGUAAAGGCAACAGGCAGAAGCAGAUCAUUCCCAAGAAUCUGAUUAGCACGCGCUCCCUGCAGUGCAUUGUGGGUUUGACGCUGCGUGACCCCACCAUGCCCCUGCACAUGCCCUGCACCAGUGCCCAGUUCCAGGUGUCCCUGUGUAAACUCCUGCAGACUCUGAAGCGAGCCCAUCCUUUCUUUAUCCAGUGCAUCCGCUCCAAUGCUGAGAAGAAGGAGAUGUGCUUCGAUGAUGAGCUGGUUCUGGCCCAGCUGCAGUACUCAGGCCUGCUGCAGACAGUGCGCAUGCAGAAGGCAGGAUACAGCGCCAAGUUCACCUUCCAGGAGUUCACAGAGACGUUCCAGGUGCUGCUGCCCAAAGCUCGUGCAGCUGAGCCCCAGAGAGACAUCCUGGCCCUGCUACAGGAGGCCGGCUUGGACUCCUCCACCUAUCAGAUCGGCAAAACCAAGGUGCUCCUGCGGGCGGCGCAGUGGCAGAUGCUGCAGGAGAGGCAGAGUUUGGAGCUGCAGCGCAUGAUCGUCGUGCUGCAGCGCUGGUACCGCGCAAGACACGAGAGGAGGGAGUUCCAACGCAAGAGGGUGGCGGCCAUCAUUAUCCAGCGAUGGUGGCGGGGCAUCAGCGAGGAGAGCCGUCACCAGGCAGCUGCCAUGAUCCAGGCGCUGUGGCGCGGGUCCCAGCAGCGGGCGGGGUACCUAAAGCAGCGCGCCAGCAUCAUCAAGAUGCAGGCUCUGGUGAGGGCCAGCUCAGCACGACGGAGGUGCCAGUACCUGAAGAAUGAGCAGGAGGGUGGGGCUCAGGAUAAGGGGGCGGAGCCCGGAGAGGUAGGCAUGGCCAGAUCCCCACCACUCCAAAAGGCCUCUACCUCCCAGAGGACCCCAGAGGGGAAGGAACUCCAGCGGCAAGACAGCCUGGGGUACGAGGCCCCGCCCCCUCCACAGGUCAAAGGUCAGGGGGCCACCAAUGCAGCAGAGACCAGAGCAGCACAGCUGGAGAAGGAGGAGGGGAAGAAGAGGGGAGAGAUGGAUGGCCCUCCCUGCCCUGCCUCCCCUGGUACCCUGCAGCGCUACUACAAGCAUACCGCCAUGAAGAAAAAGGCCGCCAAAUGGAGGGAGAGAAGGAGUGAGGGAGGCUUCCUGGACUCCAGCCCUCAGAUCCUCAACCUGAAGGACAAACGGACCGAAGACUUAAUGUCUCGCGGUCUCUCCUUGUCUCUGGACAACGUUUCCACACUCAGCUCCUCUGAGUCUGACAGCCCAGCUACUGAAAAAUCUACGGAAGAGGUGCGUGUGCGUCUUCGCCGGCGGUCGAAGCGUAAACGGCGCCUCGCUCAUGCGCGUAGCGGCCUGAUGUUUAAGAGUGUGGCGCUGGAGGACGCAGAGUGCUGGACCUUCCCCCUGCCACCCAUCAGCCCUGCCCCCUCUGGCAAGCCCAACCCCCCCUCCCACAGCGAGCCCGAUGGGCUGCCACACUCCAAGCCCUGCGUGCAGACCAAGUCCCUGCCAGAAGCAACUCCUGAAAGCUCAAAGGUCACGAUCCCCAGGAGGAGGUCCAGUGGGAGUUCACCAGUCAGCCCAGGAAGGCCAGGUUUUCUGAGUCGUCUUCUGAGGAAACGAACCAACAGAGAGCUGCACCACAGGCCUGUGGAACCUGCUGUGACCCCAACGCAGGCCAGAGGGCUGGGUUGGAGUCCUGCUGCCCCCCUUCGGCCCUCCAGUGGGCACAGCCGCCGGAACCCCUCCAUCCGGAUCAGCCGCGCCACCCGCGUCUCCGAGCAGUGGAACGCGUCCCUGGAGCGUGAGAUCACUAGCACCAGCGAGCUCUGGCACCUGGAUGAGUUCCUCGGCAACCAGGUGAAUGAGCUUCGCUCUCGGGGCAAGCAGCUCUCUACAGCAGAGAAUAUCUUCCUCAGUGCCACCAUGGCGUUUAGGGAGACUAUUAAGGGCAUGUACUCCCUAUCGAAGCCACAGAUCCGCUACAAAGGGCUGAUGAGAAACUAUAAGGACAAGGUGACCAGCCUGGCGGGACAGAAGCAGGAGGCCGAGGUCAAGCUGGUGUUGAACCUGUUCCAGUCCGUCCUGGAUGGCUUCGUUCGCGGGGAGAUGCGGAGAGAGGACUCCCUGCCCACUAAGCCUUCAAAAAAAGAAAAGAGUUCAUCAAAAGACAAGUUUGAAAGUGUCCUUGACCACACCCUCCGGACCUAUCAGGUCAACAUCAUGCAGUCAUGUGACCAGUGUGGCUCCUACAUCUGGGGCAUGGAGAAGGCCUUCAUGUGCUGCUCUUGUAAAAUGAUUUGUCACAAGAAAUGCUUGUCAAAGAUCUCCACAGACUGUUCCACCCUUUGCGCCAAGAAAUAUGACGGUGAAACUGACACUCUGCAGUUUGGAGUGCGAGUGUCCCUCCUGAUCAGCAGCUCGAACCCAGUGCCCAUCGUCAUGGAGAAGAUGUUGGGGCAUGUGGAGAUGAACGGGCUGUACACCGAGGGCAUCUACCGGAAAUCCGGCUCUGCGAGCCGUGCCAGGGAGCUGCAUCAGGUGCUGGACAGCGACGUGCAGAGUGUUUGCCUGGAGGACUAUCCCAUCCACACCAUCACCAGUCUGGUGAAAAAGUGGCUGAGGGAGCUUCCUGACCCCCUGAUGACCUUCACCCACUAUGAUGACUUCCUGCGGGCUGUAGAGCUGCCGGAAAAGCGUGAGAAGCUGCGCCGAUUAUACAAAGUGCUGGAGCAGCUUCCUCCUGCCAACUUCAACACUCUGGAGCGCCUCUUCUUCCACCUGGUCAUAGUGGCCAAAGAGGAGAAGCACAACCGCAUGACCUCCAACUCGCUGGCCAUCGUCUUUGCCCCCUGUCUCCUGCGCUCACCCAAUACCUCUGACCCCUUCAUGUGCAUGAACGACAUCGGGAAGACCACCAUGUGUGUGGAGAUGCUGAUUAACGAGCAGUUGAGGAGGUAUACUGAGAAGAUGGGGGAGAUCGAGCAGCUGGAGCUGGCUGAAGCCAUGGCUAUCAAUCAAUUGAAGAGACAGAACACUGUCCUGGAGAAGGCCCCAGAGGCUGCCACACUGGAGCCCCCUGACAUGGAGGAGAGAAGCCUGAUGGAACGCAUCAAAUCUAUCAAGCAGGAGAAGGACGAGCUGGCCUGUCGGCUGCCUGAGUUGGAGCAGCCGGGCUCUGACCAUGAAAACCUGGACUCUGUGUCAUUGCUCAGCUGUGAGAGCCUGCUGGACAUCCGCUUCAGGAGCCCCUGCGCUGAGGGUUCUAAAUCAGGGAAGGAGGUAACCAGUGGGACACCCCACCCCACCCCAGCAAGCAACCAGGAGCCGUCCAGACGACACGCUGUCCAAUCCAUGUAUGUCACUCCCAGCCAAGGCCCCGCCUCAGAGGCCUGCAAGCCCGCCCAGCAGACUGGGAGGACCCUGUCUGAGACAGACAUUCCCUACAUAGAUGAGGACAUGUGACCCCAGACGGCCUGCCAACCAAGCUUAUGAAUACAGUGAUGAUGUAUGUUGUAUUUCUAGACUUUUUUUUAUCAGCUUUUCAUUUAUACUACUGAAGGUGUCGUGUUGGCUCUCCCAGCACUUUCAGGUCUGUUAUUGUAUAUGAAAUGUAACCCGAAAACCUUCUGCUGCUUCAGCAGCUCCUGUUUAUUUGGGUUUCUAUGGCCCAACUUUCUCUCUCUCUCAAGGGAUUUCUUGCUUAUAUUUAUUUACAGGAUUUCAUAGCAAAUUUAUAGCAGAUGACUCAAACCAAUUAACUACAGUUUGGUGUUCCAUUAAAGCUCUAUCAAACCAGAAUUAAUGCUGCAUUUUACGAUUAGCAUCCAAUAACUGACAUCAGUCAUAACUGACACCAGUCAGAACUGAGACCAAUCAGAACUGACCUGAGCCAGAACUGACCUCUGCCAGAAUUGACCCCAGUCAGUACUGACACCAGUCAGACCUAGCCAGGACACACAGAGGCCCCAGGGAUCAGGGCUGAGAGUCACUGGCUUAGUGAACCUUCCUCUUAAACUUUCACUUGCAAAUUAAUUCUGACUCAAAUAAUGAUUUGAGUCGGUUCAGAUUUGAGUUGAUUCAGAUUUGAGUCGGUUUAGAGCUGAACCAUCAGUUUCAAGCCGGCAGGCUUCUGGUUGUAAGUCUAGCUCCUUAACCAGUGCAAUGAACUAUACACAGAAUGUGACAGCACUGAGACUGGAAGAACACUGCCUGUCAUCUUCCGCAGGAGAAAAAUGAUCUUUAAAUAACCUGUACUGGUUCGCUGUCUGUCUUUGUGUGUUUGUCUCUUCUUGUCCAAGACCCCAAAGAUGCAUCAUUGUGUAAUAUAUGAAUGGUAUAGUAAGUGCAUUAUCAUUCUCUUUUUAUUUGUACUCAUAAUGUUGAGAUUUUAUUCUGUAAAUUGCAUUUUUUUUCCUUAAAAGUGCCAAAAUAAAAACAAGCUGGUAGUACCGUG
Molecule: messenger RNA, 7801 nt
Organism: Anguilla anguilla (European eel)
Lineage: Eukaryota; Metazoa; Chordata; Actinopteri; Anguilliformes; Anguillidae
Product: unconventional myosin-IXb-like
Exons: 42
Coding region: 1090-6810 (1906 amino acids)
Biological process (GO): intracellular signal transduction
Cellular component (GO): myosin complex
Molecular function (GO): ATP binding; microfilament motor activity; GTPase activator activity
Source: RefSeq, a predicted model, not a curated record